Molecule: messenger RNA, 1981 nt
Organism: Glycine soja
Lineage: Eukaryota; Viridiplantae; Streptophyta; Magnoliopsida; Fabales; Fabaceae
Product: DUF21 domain-containing protein At1g47330-like
Exons: 14
Coding region: 139-699 (186 amino acids)
Biological process (GO): magnesium ion homeostasis
Cellular component (GO): intracellular membrane-bounded organelle
Source: RefSeq, a predicted model, not a curated record
UGCUGCAUCUUGCUAUGCUGCUAAAGUAAGUUUCAGCCAUGUUGUACGAACCUAUAUUGAAAUGAGAAUCACCUAACAUCGGACCUUAAAAUAAGAGAAAGAGAACAACGAAGUUGUUGUGUCUUAAGAAAGAGAGAGAUGGCGGCGGAGAUACCGUGCUGUGGAACAAAGUUUUCACUGUACGUUUUGGUGAUCAUAGGUUUGGUCUGCUUCGCGGGACUAAUGGCUGGUCUCACUCUCGGACUCAUGUCUUUUGGACUCGUCGACCUCGAAGUUCUCAUCAAAUCUGGUCGUCCUCAGGAUCGCAUCCACGCUUCGAAAAUUUAUCCGGUGGUUAAGAACCAGCAUCUUCUGCUUUGCACGCUUUUAAUUGGAAACUCCUUAGCCAUGGAGGCUCUUCCCAUUUUUCUUGAUUCACUGGUGCAUCCCGCUGCGGCAAUCUUGAUUUCGGUCACGCUCAUCCUCAUGUUUGGAGAGAUAUUGCCCCAAGCAACUUGUACAAGAUAUGGAUUGACGGUUGGAGCCACGCUGGCUCCACUUGUUCGGGUUCUUCUUAUAGUUUUCUUCCCGCUUUCUUAUCCUAUCAGCAAGGUUCUUGAUUGGAUGUUGGGUAAAGGACAUGCUGCCCUUUUAAAGAGGGCAGAGCUCAAGACUUUUGUGAAUUUUCAUGGAAAUGAGGGUUAUAGUUGGAGCAGCUGAAGCUUUACAGAAGGCUCAGCUACAAAAGUAUGAUGCAGCAAUUCACUUUUGUGAACAAAGUCAGCAUCUUGCAGAAACGAAUUUUGUCUUGGCAAACAAUACAGCGAAUUCUGAUAGUUCCUUAUGUGAUAGUUACUCAAGUGUAAAAUUGUGGAGGUGGUCAUUGAAAUCCAACUGUUACUUUUGUUUGGGAAGGCUUGAAGCAUCACUUAAUGUUCUUGAGAAAUUACAGCAAGUUGUGUCUGUCACUGACAAGUGUGUGGUCGAUAACAUUGAAGACUUGCUGACAUUAGCUUCUACAAUACGGGAACUUCUAAAGGACAAGGCACUGUGGUUUCUAAAAUUGGAUAUGUGCUAAAUUCUGCCGAGGCAGAGACUUUGCUUUCAGCUACUCUGAUACAUGAGGUGAUGCAUGUUCUUGGUUUUGAUCCACAUGCCUUUGCUCAUUUUAGAGAUGAAAGGAAAAGACGGCGUAAUUAGGUUUGUUAUUUGUUAUUUUUAAGAUGGUGGAGCACGUGGCACAUCAGGGUCUCACUGGGAAAAAAGGCUUCUUAUGAAUGAGAUUAUGACUGGUUCUGUGGAUACAAGAUCUGUUGUUUCAAAAAUGACAUUAGGUAUAUUAGAAGAUAGUGGGUGGUACAAGGUCAAUUGUAGUAUGGCAGAUCAUCUUGAUUGGGGUCGCAACCAAGGUGUAGAGGCUUUGUACGAGGUUCUAUGACCCAGGGAAAUGGUUGCUAUCAACACAGGUGUAUCAACAAUUCUUUAGAGCAAAUGCAAUGGCAAUGGAAUGUGUCUUUCCAAUGGGAUUUGUGAAUGUAAACCUGGUUACACUUGCAUUGACUGCUCCACUGGUACACACCAUUCAUAAUUUUUGAACUAUGAGUUUCCAACAAAGCAUUAAUAAGAACAAAAGUGUGAAAAUUAAUUUACAUCACAAUAUUUAAAGUAAGGCACCUAAACUGUUACUUCCCCACCCGUGGAUAAUCCCUUGGCAAAAUUAAGAUUCAUACCCUGCUUAUUAGAUUGUUAUGUUCUUAUGGGUUUGUAUCUUGCUCUAUGCGGCUGUAUGCUAGUAUAGAUUAAGAUUUCGUAUCUUGGUGUAUGAAUUUAAUUGGUUUCUCAUAUUGGGUAGGAUGGCUAGUAGGAGGAUGAGACCGCUAAUAUGGCUGGGAAUGUUAUAUCUAUUUUAUGUUUUUUUUUACCAGCACUUGUUGUGCUUUGAAUUAGUGAAGUAUUAUUCUACAUAAAAAUAAAAUAAAAUUAUAUUUUUUCAUUUUUUUUA